AUGGACCAGCCUGUCAGUUCCGUUUCGCACAUGGCUGAGAGCGAAAUCGCUCCCUCUGCGCCAAAACCUCUCGACAAUUGUUCGUCGGAGGCCCGAACAGCGCCUCCAACAGAUACAGCCAAGGAAAGCGACAGUAGAGCAGGCUUCGCAGGCCGUCGGGGUGGUAAGAAGAGGGACAUGGGACGUAAGGAGUGGAGUCGUAAUCCAGUUGACAAGCGCGCCCGGAACACCCAGACUCAACGAUCAGUCAAGCGUCUCCGUAUAGACGGGGAGGAGAGAGGCCUCCCAGUCUAUGCUACCAAGUAUACAGAGGAUGAAAUUGCGAAGCAAGAAAGGAGGCCGAAGAGAAAAGUCGCCGUAAUGAUUGGGUACUCAGGAACUGGUUACAAGGGUAUGCAGCUGAGCAACGAAGAGAAGACUAUCGAGGGUGAUCUUUUUCGCGCUUUCGUUGAGGCCGGGGCAAUUUCUAAAGCCAACGCUGAUGAUCCCAAAAAGUCGUCGCUCGUCCGAUGUGCUCGCACAGACAAGGGAGUCCACGCAGCUGGUAACGUCAUAUCACUUAAGCUCAUCAUCGAGGAUGACGAUGUGGUCUCCAAGAUUAAUGAAGCGUUGAGUCCUCAAAUCCGAGUUUGGGGGAUUGAACGCACGAACAGUAGUUUCAGCGCGUACCAGAUGUGUGACUCGAGAGUCUACGAAUACUUGAUACCGUCUUACUGUUUCCUGCCUCCGCACCCAAAAAGCUUCCUCGGCGAGCAAAUUCUUAAGAUUGCCGAAGAGGAAGAUGAUCUUGAAGGCUACCGACAGCGGCAAGAGGACGUAGCUAAUUUUUGGAAAGAGAUAGCAGAACAACACGUCAAACAGGCUGUCGAAACACUAGAUAACUCUCUUCAGGAUGAGGUGCUCAAUCUAUUUCAUAGCCAGUAUGCCGCCCGGCAUACACUCGGCCAAAGUGUUGGGACGGAUAGAUCGCUAAAUAGUCAAGCUCCAUCGGACGAGCUGACCCCCAAAACUAAGUCGUUACCAUUGCAAACAGAAAUACCAGAGAAGCGGUACAAUCACGACCAUUCUACGAGUAAUCCGCAUCCAGAGCCACCUACUAUAGAGUCAUCUUCUCAAGCUAGUAAUGACGCCAACACCCGAAGCGAGUUUGUUCUCCGUACACUCCGUGCAGCUAUUAACGUCGCAAAACGUACUUACCGUAUCCCGUCUUCCCGCAUAGCGAAGAUACGCUCUACGCUAUCACGUUACGUUGGCUCCCAUAGGUUUCAUAAUUAUACGGUUGAUAAAACUGCAAGAGAUCCGUCUGCCGUGCGGAUCAUCAAAUCUUUCACCGUUGAUUCUGACCCUAUCAUAAUUGGUGGCACGGAAUGGCUUUCUCUCAAAGUCCACGGCCAGUCUUUCAUGAUGCACCAGAUCCGUAAAAUGGUCUCUGCUGUCGCUCUGGUUGUGAGAUGUGGAUGCCAUGAAGGGCGUAUCCAGGACACAUAUCUACCCGACAAGCUGAGUAUACCCAAGGCUCCGUCAUUAGGGCUGCUCUUGGAAAGACCUGUCUUUGACAAGCAGAAUGAGAAGAUGACGGAAUAUGGGAGAGGUAGUGUUGACUUCGAGAAGUAUAAAGUGGAGAUGGCAGAGUUCAAGCAGAGGGAAAUAUACGAUAGGAUUUUCCAAGUUGAGGAAAGGGAAGGGAUGUUUUUGGCAUAUUUUGCGGGCUUAGAUUCGACAAGGAGCUCUAGCUUGUUUUGGGCGGGUAGUGCGGGCGUGCGAGGGAUCAAGAGGGAUAUUGGUAACAAUGGAGGGGAUGACCCACAAGGGAAAGAGAGACCAUCAUACGAGGAGGAAGACGAGCACGGUGCGCAGGAAGAUAAUUGA
Molecule: messenger RNA, 1869 nt
Organism: Bacidia gigantensis
Lineage: Eukaryota; Fungi; Ascomycota; Lecanoromycetes; Lecanorales; Ramalinaceae
Exons: 3
Coding region: 1-1869 (622 amino acids)
Biological process (GO): mRNA pseudouridine synthesis; tRNA pseudouridine synthesis
Cellular component (GO): nucleus
Molecular function (GO): RNA binding; pseudouridine synthase activity
Source: RefSeq, a predicted model, not a curated record